Messenger RNA from Microthlaspi erraticum, 939 nucleotides. The record is from the annotation of a GenBank genome assembly. Lineage: Eukaryota; Viridiplantae; Streptophyta; Magnoliopsida; Brassicales; Brassicaceae.
AUGGUUUCUCAUGGGUUAUUUCUGAUUCUGGUCAUGAUCGCGAUCGUAGGAUCUACUAACAUAGUCAACGCCCGUUGUAAAGGGACAUGCGAUCGGUUGACCCUGCCGUACCCAUUCGGGUUCUCAGACGGUUGUCCGAUCCGGUUGAACUGCUCCAUGUCGGGUCUACCUAUGAUCGGGGACUUUUCCGUCAAAAACCUGACGGUAGAUAGUAUAUUCGUCGCCCUAACGCACAACUGCAACCGGACAAUUGAAGACAUGAAACCUCUAUUCGGAGAGCUCUACGCGCCGUCAUUGGAGAACGCUUUCCUUAUGGAGAACUGCACGCGCCGCCCAACCGAUGGCUGCUCGAUCAAGCCGACGUUCUUGGAGUCUCAACUACAAAUGAAAAGCUGCGAAACCAAAGGAAACAUAAGAUGUUUUUCUCUAGAUAAGAAUACAACCAAGUUCUUCACUAUGGAGGAUUUGAGGCAGAGCUCGUGUCGUUUACUCUUCUCGUCAUUAACGUUUGAGUCGGUUGCCUUAAAUGCCGGCGUGGCUGUAGAGUUCGAGCGAGUUCGGCUAGGUUGGUGGCUGAAGGGAGAUUGCAGAGAGGAAAAUUGCUCGGAAAAAAACGCCGUGUGUAGUCAAGUUGUCACUCCCGAUGGAAGUUCAGGGCACCGGUGCUCAUGUCCAGAGAGUUACGAAGGAGAUGGUUUUAUUAGUUCUUGCCGGAAAGGUCAGUGCGGACUAACCUCCAACCGGAGCUGUAGUGAUGUUGAAGACGAAGACACUGGAUUGGAUAUGGUAGGCUUCUACUGGAGCCUUACAAUGACCUAUGUGAUUGUAUGUACAGGAUUUCUUGUCCUACUGUGUUUCGAAUCUCCUCCCCGUCAAGCAUGGUUCAGCCUUGUCGAUAAUUUCAUCCACUUGGUAAAACGGACCUUAAGGUAUGCUUAG